Molecule: messenger RNA, 3242 nt
Organism: Babesia bovis T2Bo
Lineage: Eukaryota; Apicomplexa; Aconoidasida; Piroplasmida; Babesiidae
Product: Calcium-activated BK potassium channel alpha subunit family protein
Exons: 13
Coding region: 109-3228 (1039 amino acids)
Biological process (GO): potassium ion transport
Cellular component (GO): membrane
Source: RefSeq, a predicted model, not a curated record
CUCUCGAAUAUGAUUGAAUAUAUAUGUAUAUAGAGAUGAUGCAAAAUUACAUGUCUUUAAUAGACUCUCCAUAUUUUGUUUUUUUGACAUUUGGUUAAAUUUGCGCCAAUGAAAGACACCAACAUGUACGAUCUAAAUUCAAAACAGAAUCGACAAACGGAUGGCUCCGCCAUAAGGACUGUGAAGGCCAUAUUUGACUUUGUUAUAAUAACAUUGAUGACUGUAUCGGUAUUCGUAGCAGUGAUAACAGCAAGAGAUCAGGACUCUCGUUGGGGUGAAAUUAUACCUAUAAUAAUAGGAGCUCUAUUGUUUCCUAUAUCACUCUACGUUUUCCAAGGUAUACAAACCGUUGUAGAUACCAUUAAGAGCAGUCUGGUCCUUAGAAGGCGCCACAUUGAUGCAUUGUCCCAUAUAGACAGUUCCGUAUGUCGAUCUGAUGACGACGUUAAAUAUGGAUUCCGACGCUGCGUGUCCUCAAUUCUCAAAACGGUUGAGACGAUCAAGAUGCGUUACUCAAAUGCCAAGCUGUCGUUAACGUUUAUGAUGCAAAAUUCGUGUCUAACGUUGAUUUUCUUGGAUAGUCUCAAGCUCGUUUUAUGGUUUAUCACUCUAACAUACUGGAGAAGGAAUGAUGAUACUAUGGUGUGGAAAAUAGAUUUAACGCCUCCUACGAUUUAUAAGUUACAUUAUGCAUCACUAUCGCUGACCAAUGCAGAAUUGUGUCUGUUCUUGCUUGCAACUACAGAAAUAACAGAUGUUCUUGGAUCGUUCGAAUUCUGGAUCAAUAUUUUCCUACUCCCUCCACUUAUGUGUCUCAUCAAAGUUAUCGUAUGCAAUCACCUCACUUAUUUCCACUUGUACUGGAUGAUGGGAUUUCUGUUGUGGAUAAAGCAUUUCUUGAUUUUAGAUAAGACUAUUCAUAUGAUACGUGGUGGAAUAGUGCAUGGAGCCCAUAGAACAUAUAAAAUAGUGUUAGGCAUAUUCAUUAUGACCAACGCCUUUGCUAGUGUUAUGUAUGUUUUGCAGGGCAUACACCCUAACUCGGGAGUAGAUUCUGCCUUUAAACAUGCAUUUAAGCAAUAUGGCGAAUUUUUCUACUACUCGCUGAUUACGUUCUCAACCGUUGGUUAUGGUGAUAUAACACCUUUGACCAUAGAAGCAAAACUUGUGGCGCUAUGCUUUAUCAUUUUUAUGCUUGUCUGGAUCCCCUAUGAAAUGAAUAACUUCAUCCAAGGUGUUGAUAGGGAAAAGGAGAUUUCCGGACACUUGUAUUUCUGGGGUUCAAUGCAAUCAUCAAUCGUCUUGAUUGGUGAAGUCGACCCAAUACAACUUUCGUUGUUCAUUGCCAAGAUAUACUAUUCAGGAUUGAAGCUGAAGAUUAUAGUCAUAUCUACUCUAAGCAUGUCUUCAUAUGAAAUACAGAUUAAUCAGGCCAAGAUUUUGCGCGUUUCACUCUGCAUAGUAUUGGAUGAUCCGGGUAUUAACGGUAACGUGGAUAUCCUGCAUACAAUCAAAGCAAAGGAUGCCGUUGGUACCUUCGUUCUCUCAUCAUUUAAACAUGGAGAUCCAAGAAAGGCCGAUAUGAAAACUGUCGGGCGUGUUAUAAGUCUUAAAAAAUUUGGUAUAAGCGCAGAUCGUGUGAUCAUUCAGUAUUGUUCAACUCUGCGCCCUCAAAUCGCCCAUAGACCAUACACCAAUGUAGUUAACCUCUACCGCUUCAAGUCAGCAAUUAUCGCAAAGAAUAUCACGUGCCCCGGGAUCAUUACAUUGAUCAUAAACUUAUCCUUGACGCAUAGUGCAAUCGUGCAGAGAUGUAAAGGCGAUGACCUGUACGAUAAUUACGUCAGAGGUAUAGGGAGAAGGCUACGUACAAUAGCAAUAUCGGAACGCUUGGUUGGUACCGAUUUUGACACGCUGUGCUCUAAUUUGUACAACAUCCAUGGAUAUAUCGUAAUUGGGAUCAUACAUGGUAAUCAUAACUAUCGUACAUACCAACUCAAUCCUUCGGGAAGUGGGUAUAUGAUCCGUCCCGGAGAUCGAGCUGUGCUCGUCGCGGAUGUGGAAUCUUCUAGCAAAACAAAACAUGAUAUCGUAACAAGCGGUAGGAAUUCUACAGUGCCCAUAAGAAGUAGUAUGAUCAGCCUGGUUCUCAAUAGGAUCGGUAGUGAUAUUACCGCCAGUCUGGAUGAAAUGGAUAAUGAUGGUAAUUUGUACCCAAUGUUAAAUCAACCUAGUCUGGAUAACGGCGUUGAUAACAAAGUACAUGAGGACGCCUUGGUGUUACAAGUUAGUCCAACUGAAAAUAACUCUAUUAUAGUGGAUUCAAUCUGCCAGGCUUGUCGAACAGUUUUCCAGGAUCCGUGUCGACCUGUUAUGGUUAUUGUCGGCUACUCUGAAUUCGUGAUUCAGCUAUUAUUGUAUUUCCAGGAGUUAGAUGAAUUCAAUGUAGUCAUCUUUGGCAAAGAAGUCUCAGUUAAGGUUAACCCUUUGCCCUUGCAACGGUUCAAAGCGUUCCUUGCCUUGAUUGAUGGUGACCCAAUGUCGGAUGUAGAUGUCAAAAGAGCUGAGCUUUUUAUGGCGUGCUACAUAUAUGUGAUACCGAGUCCCGAGUUAGAUGCACCUGGUGAUUCAGAGGCAGAUUUGGAUGUACGGACUAUUGUUACAUAUAGACAUCUAAAAAGCUUGAUACAAGCAUCCAUCAAAAAGCGUGGUAAAUCGAAAACUGGAACCAGCAUCUACGGCCUUGUAGAGUUGAAGUGUGGAACAAACGUUUCCUACCUAGAUGAUACAAUGUGGUCAGCGUGGAAUGUAUUAGACAAGAAGCUGGACCCUUCGUUGUCGUACAUUCAUUCCGUAGAGUUUUCUAGAGGACAGUUCAUUAGUGAUGAAAUGCUAUACAGCGUCACAAUGAAUACCAUGUUCAUCCAUGAAGAUUAUGCGUUGUAUCGUAUUCUAUUCGACCUAGUUAGCGUGUCUGCCAUAGAUGGGGAUACGCGUGGUAUUGAAUUAUUACCAGUUGAAGAUAUCAUUACUCAAUGUAGCAAACCGACAUUCGGACAGUUGUUUAACUAUAUGCAUACCAAGAUGCAUAUCAUUCCUAUUGGUAUUUAUAGAAUUGGGAAUGAGCCCAUGGAGAACGGUGUUAUGUGUGCUCCAGCCGCAGAGUUUUUAGUACAUGCAACAGAUAUGGUCUAUGUCAUUUCCAAAAACAACACACGUACUAUGUAAUUUCUUAAGCUUUA